This is a messenger RNA of Trypanosoma conorhini, 1485 nucleotides long. RefSeq lists its product as uncharacterized. Bases 1 to 1485 code for a protein of 494 amino acids. The transcript has a single exon. The record is from RefSeq and is a predicted model, not a curated record. NCBI's taxonomy places the organism in Eukaryota, Euglenozoa, Kinetoplastea, Trypanosomatida, Trypanosomatidae.
AUGCUGUCCCCUGCCCCGGCAGCGGAUGGGGUGGAGGCAAACGUGCUCUGCCGCAAGAUUGAAAAACUCGACAGCGAUCUCAAGAGGCGGGAGCUGCACCUCGCGGAGCUCAUUGAUGAGGUGGUGUACGCGGAGGACGGCAAAGAAAAGGCCGUCCGCCGCGCGGAGGCCGCCCGCUACCUCGUCAGCCAGCUGGAGGUCAUGCUUCAGGACCUCCUGGGCUACCUGAAGGUGGUUGAGGGCAACAUCCUCCUGCCGGCCUUCCUGGAGCUCUCGCGCGUUGUGCCACACGAGCCCCUCGCGAGCCGAGAGGUCAUCAGCCAGACGCUCGAAAAGAUCGCAGAGGAAAGCUUGAGCUCGCGAACGAAAAAGCUCAUCGCCGCGGUGCGGGAGCUUCCCUCCGAGACGCGGAAUCGCGCGACACGUGAGGUCUUCAUGCGCACCGUGACCGAGGAGUCUGUCAGCGUCGAGGACGCCAUUGUCCUCAGCGGUCUUCUUUUGGAGAACAAAGACGAGCUCUCAGCGCUGCUGAAUGACUUGAGGGAGCGGGUCCAAUGCCUUCUACGUGGCAACCGCCCCGACCCACUCGUAGACGAGAAAAGCCGCACUGUGGGGGCCAUCAAGAAUGGGUACCCCAACAAGGGGGAGCUCCAGGCGAAGUUGCGCCGCGUGGAGCAGGAGCGGGAUGCUCUGCGGGAGCAGGUGUUAUCGCAAGGCGGCAAUCCUCCGGGCGUCAAUCGCGUCCUUCAAGACGAGAUGGAAGCGAUGGAAAAGCAGUUGUUUGACGCGCGUCAUUGGCUUUCAACGGAGCAGGCCGACUCCAAAAACGUCCGAGGACGUAUGGAGACACUUGAGAAGGACAUGGAGCAGUUGCACCAGGAGAAGGAGAUGCUACAGCGCGAGGUUAAGGAAUUGAGGCGCGAUCAAGUUAGUCGAAGCCGCUCGUACGCGGAGGAGGAAGUGCAGCAGUUGAGGGCGGAGCUGGAUCGGGUUGUGUCCGGGAACGCUGCGGCGCGUGUUGCAGCAGAAUCGCAGAUGGCCGACCUCAGGGCGCGGAACACCAUCCUUCUCACAGAGAAGCAGGAGUACGAGGAGCGUGCCAAGCACAAGGAUCACCAGAUAGCCAGUCUGCAGCUGGCCAAUGACGCGCUUAGGCGCGAGCUGUUUGAGGUGCAGCAGAGAGCGCUAUCAAGCUCUCCGAAUGCCCCUGCGAAUGAGGGCAGUGAGCAGGUACGGCGACUGGAAAACACCGUUGCAAGUUUAACGACGGAGCUGAAUACGUUAGAGCGCCGUUUGGCAGAUGCAUCGGCGCGCCAUCAAGAUGAGCGGAAGCACAUCAUCGCCCAAUUUGAAGAGGAUCGUAGUCGCUACAAGGCGGAGUGUCAAACUCUUGACGCGCUCGUCGAGCGGAUGGCAAACGAGUUGGAGCAGCUUGCCAUGGAGAACAACUCCCUCCGCGCCGCCGCCACACUGCAGCAACUGUGA